AUGGUGAAGAGUGUUAUCUCAAUGGACCAGCUAAAAGCUUUGUGGCACUCUGAGGUUCACAAUGAACAGAAGUGGGCAGCUAACAUGAAACUUGUGAGAGCACUUGGGGUGUUUGCAGGAGGAAUCUUCCUCAUGCGUAGCUUUGGUGAUCUCAUGGCAAUCUGAAGAAAUCACCUGAUAAGUAACAAUGGAGGAUCAUGUCUUUGUUAUUCACUUUCUCAAUUUUUUUGUUCCUCGAGUGUCUCUUCUCUCUAUAGAAUUGAUGGUUUAGUUUCUGAUUCCACCAAUGUUAUACAAAUAUAUCUCAGUUGAAGAUUUGUUUCUUUUUUUCAGUUACUAAAGAAUUUAUUUUCAUUCAUAAACACUUCUAAAUUGCG
This is a messenger RNA of Eruca vesicaria subsp. sativa (arugula), 377 nucleotides long. Lineage: Eukaryota; Viridiplantae; Streptophyta; Magnoliopsida; Brassicales; Brassicaceae. The record is from the annotation of a GenBank genome assembly.